AUGUCCCUUCACAAGAGCAAGCUCGCUUUCAUCGGCGGCGGCAACAUGGCCUCCGCCAUCAUCGGCGGCCUUAUCACCCAAGGUAUGGCUGCUCUGGGUGUUCAAGCAACCGCCUCUAAUGUUGAAGCUGGUGGCCAGGCCGACAUUAUUAUCAUUGCUGUCAAACCCCAGAGCUUGCAGGACUGGCUGCGGACGAAGAAUAGCCCCACAGCACACACGAAGGAUGGUCGCACGGCGCACACGGUGCGUGUCAUGCCUAAUACGCCUGCGUUGCUGGGUCAGGGCGCGUCCGGCGUGUUUGCCAGUGCAGAUGUCACGGCUGAGGAGAAGACCCUGGUAAAUGAUCUGCUGGCAAGCGUGAGCCAGGCGACCGAGUGGGUGGAUCGGGAAGAGUUGCUGGAUGUGGUGACUGGGCUGUCGGGAUCCGGCCCGCCCUAUUUCUUUGCAAUGGUAGAACAUCUUGUAUCCAGCGCCACUGCCCUGGGUCUGUCCUCGGAGCAGGCUACUCGUCUGGCUGCGCAGACAUGCCUCGGGGCGGGCAAGAUGCUCGUUGAAUCCUCUGAUACCCCGACCAAGCUGCGCCAGAAUGUCACCAGCCCGAAUGGUACAACACACGCAGCCCUGCAGACCUUCGAAGCCGAGGGCUUCCAGGAGAUCGUGGACAAGGCAGUCAAGGCAGCAACCAAUCGGGCGGCGGAGCUGGGGAAUACACUGGCCGGAAAAUAG
Molecule: messenger RNA, 726 nt
Organism: Aspergillus campestris IBT 28561
Lineage: Eukaryota; Fungi; Ascomycota; Eurotiomycetes; Eurotiales; Aspergillaceae
Product: pyrroline-5-carboxylate reductase family protein
Exons: 4
Coding region: 1-726 (241 amino acids)
Biological process (GO): L-proline biosynthetic process
Molecular function (GO): pyrroline-5-carboxylate reductase activity
Source: RefSeq, a predicted model, not a curated record